GUAAACCAAUGUGUUACACAUACGUCACGUUGUACAAGGAAAAAAACCACAAAAUAACUAUUGUUGGAGCCAACGCGCAAAAAAAGAAGAGGGAAACUUUUGUCCUUGAUUGUUGCACUAAGUAGUUGCAGACAAGCGAGAAAAGUUUUGCUCAGUUUUUCGACAAAUAAGAGCUCACGUCAACAAAAGUCGCCAAAAAGAAAAACGCGCAACGGAAAAUUCCGUUUUACCGUUCUUAGCAGCAUUUAAGUCAGACCAAAAAAAAAAAAGAGGAGCAUAAGCACUUGAGCUAGCAAAUAAAUACGAGUAGUUUAAGCUGAGAACAACCUUUCGAAUUGGCAUUUUAUUUAAAAUAUAUUUAUAGAGUUUGCUUUGAAUUGGCGAAAUUGCGUUGAAGCUUUGCCAAUUCCCAAUUGCCAUAUGAAAAAGACAGAAGGCAGAGGCCAUAAUCAUUAGCUUAAAUGCAGGGAAAAUCUGCGUAAAUUGCUUUCAAUUUAGCAAAACAAGCAAACAGAAUGGAUACUAAACUAAAGUGCUUUUUAUUUUGAUCAAUUUAUGGAUUUCAUUAACACAAAUAGAAGGAUAGAAAGCGAGGCUUAUAAAAACAAUGAUAAAUUUAAUCAAUUUAAGUUCGGAGCGCUGACAAAAUCAAUUUGGUCUGCAAAGACGAGGCAGCAAAAAGCAUUGAAACUGUGCGGCAACAAAAAGCGGGGGCAACAAGGAAUGGCAACGGCAACAGCAACGGCAAAAGUGGCAUAAAUAAAAGGCUAAAAGAAGGAAAACAAAUAAUAUUUGGCCUAGAACGAAGACCGAACAAUAACAACAGCAACAGCAGCAGCAGCAGUGACAGCCAGAAAGUGGCGAAAAAAGGUUAACAAACGAACGUUAAAAGAUUAAAAUGUCUGCCAAUGGAAUUAAGUGUUUUAAAUGUCACGCCGAGUGUUUAAUUCAUUGAGAGGCUGUCGCUGUUGCUGUUUGUGUUUGUGUUGUGUUGUCUGUGCAAUGCGCAAUGAAAAUAUCAUUUACAGUUACAGUUACAACACCACCAUCGGAAAAAGUGCUAAAAAAAACUGCUAAAAGUGCAGCUAUAUAAAACACUUAAAGCAAAUAAAGUGCAAAUCGAUAGCGCAAGUAAAGCAAAAAACACGGUAAAAAGUGAAAGUGAUAAAGAGUGAAAAGGACAGAGAAAGAAAAGAGCGAAGGAGACAAAAAAGGAACUGAAAGGAGAUUCGAGGCAAUUGGCGCUCGGCGCCCAAACCACGCAUCAAAAUGUUGACCCUUUCGACGCUGCUCUGCUGCAUGAUGGGGCUGACAUUGUGCUACCAGCGGCAAUCAGUGAAUAACAACAACAAUAACAAUCACAAUAAUGCAGAUGCAAAGCCAACACAUUUGCCACCAUUACAUUAUCCGCAUGGCCACAAAUGGAACGAGCCGUAUUUCGAUCUCACGAUGCCAAGGAAUAUUACAUCGCUUGUGGGCAAAUCAGCAUAUUUGGGCUGCCGAGUCAAGCAUCUGGGCAACAAGACGGUGGCCUGGAUUCGACAUCGGGAUCUGCACAUACUCACAGUGGGCACGUAUACCUAUACGACGGAUCAGCGUUUUCAGACCUCCUAUCAUCGGGAUAUUGAUGAGUGGACACUGCAAAUCAAAUGGGCUCAACAGCGAGAUGCUGGCGUAUACGAAUGCCAAAUAUCGACGCAGCCAGUGCGCAGUUAUUCGGUCAACUUAAACAUUGUGGAUCUCAUUGAUGAGGAAACGAGCAACGUGAUGCAACAAUAUUACAACGAUGACGCUUUCUAUAUAGCUGCAGAUCGGGUUUAUCAGUCCAGCGACGACGAAUUUGCCGGCAUGUUUGGACCCAUUCAGACAGUUGCGGUGCCAACUGCAACGAUCCUGGGUGGACCUGAUCUCUAUGUGGACAAAGGAAGCACCAUAAAUCUUACAUGCAUCAUCAAAUUCAGCCCCGAGCCACCGACACACAUCUUCUGGUACCAUCAAGAUAAGGUACUCAGCGAGGAGACAUCGGGCGGCCGUUUGAAAUUUAAGACCAUUAAAUCGGAGGAAACCAAAUCAAUUCUACUUAUCUACGAUGCGGAUUUAUUGCAUUCCGGCAAAUACUCGUGCUAUCCAUCGAACACCGAAAUAACCAGCAUACGCGUCCACGUCCUACAAGGCGAGCGACCCGAAGCCAUGCAAACGAAUGCGGCACCAGCUGCUGUCGCCCUUGCCUGGACCUGCCACACCAAACAGGCCACGCAGGCAGUCAAAGUAAUUAGCACAAUGGUCGCGGCAUUUGUAUUGUUGGAGGCCUGCUGCACCCUGCUGCUCCAGGGAACAGGCCAGCGACCAACGGCAAGUCAAAUUGCCCAGACACAAAGGACGAGCAGCAGCAGCAGCAGCAGCAACAUCAGCAGCAGCAGUUGCUGUGCGGAUAAUGGCAAGGAGCAAGAGGAGAAGGAGGCGACGUCUGGCCAGGCCAAUACAAGUGGGACAACUGCACGGUGAUAAAUUAAAGCCACACACAGUUUGGAACGCCACCGCCAAUGCAACAGCCAAGUAAGCGAAUGUAACUAAAGUGGAAGUGGUUGGCUCAGCCCACUGGAGAACAAUCAAGAUGUGACGCUUGGCUGUCGCACAAAUGAUGCAAUGCUGAACUCGAGCCAGAGACGCAGAGGGAGAAUCAGUUGCAACUGCAGUUGUAGCAGCAGCAAAGCACAAGCAUGCCACAUGAUAAUAACACCAAAAACAAUAAAAAACUAAAAGAGGAAAAGAAAACAAGUUAGCUAAUUAUGCUAAUGAUGAGCAUUUGCUGCUGCUUCCACUGCUUUUGGUAUACUCUUUAAGUUGUAAGUAACUGCGUGUGUAAUUAAGUAGGUUAGGGAUAAGCCACGCCCAUUACGAGCUCGAGCUGUGUACAUAGUACUCUUAACCACAAAAGCACUAUAGGCAUUAGCGGCACGGACAGACAUACAGCAAAUGUCCGUAAACUCAAGAGAAAAAGAGUUCGCAUAUUAAAUACACAUACGUAUAUAGAGAAAUCAUGGUAUAUAAAGGAUACUUAUAAAGGAUACUUAGCCGUGGGGAAUCUUUUAGUUCUGUAGUCGGGCUUGUGGCAAUAACUUGUUAUAUACUCCAGGGUUUUUCAAUCUUCUUCGCUGUAUAUAUUGAUUUGAUUUUGUGAAUUUGCAUUCGUUUGAAUAUAGCUUAUUUCUUUAAUAAAACGUCUAGCUUGUAAGUCAUGUAAAUAGUAAGUUUAACUUUAAGGCAAUUUUGCAUUUUUUAAUAACUUCUUUACCAUUAACUUCUACAUAAUUUUCUAUAUAAUAUUUUCAAAAUGUUCCUAAAUGAGCCAGAACCUUAGCAAAAUUCCUUAGCCCUACAGUACAAUAUUAUCCAUUUCGUUAGCUCUUCCCUUUUGCAACGAAUCUCAUUUGUUUUCACAGGAAUUUCAAUUGAGAAGAUAUGUGUUAUGGUUCUGUUAUCUGUGACUGUCUCAUAAAGUUGGUUGAACUAUUUGAACUUUUGCAGUUUGCAUGGUUCCUGUAACUUCCAUUUCAGCGUGUCCGGCAGUAAUUCCCCUCAGAAAGCUGCUAGACACUUUGCCUGUCAACAAAAUAUUUGCAUUUUCAGUCGCCGAUUGCCGUUUGCCAUUUGCCAGUAGCCAUUUGAUAUUUGCCAUUUACCAAGUCGACCACUGGAGUGAAGUGUUGCACCCAAAAACUUUAGCUUGAAAGCAUUUCGUUCGCCUUUUGCGACCCGGGUCGAUAACCACAGGUACUCCCCCAUAUCCUCAACAUCCAUCCCAACUGUUUCCUUCACCUUUCCGCUGCGCUCAGCGUCGUUUAAUGUGUCACAUUUAAAAAUGCAUGGGACUGCCGACUGCCGACUGAGUGUCCAGAGUCCAGUGUCCAGUGUCCUUCUUUAAUGGUCGGGCGACUAUUAAAUGUUAUGGCCGGCAGGGCAUUUAACUGAUCAAAAUUGUAAAUAAAACUGAAUACGAGUAUAUGCUACUAAUAAAUUAAUACGACAACUACAACUACAACUAUAUUUGUAUUUGUAUAUGUAAAUGUGAGUGUGAAAGUGUGUGUGCGCAGUUUUUCCCCCAAAGAGAAACGCAAAUAUUAAUAUUAAUAUUAAUAAUUAAAAAUUAUAAAUGUGCGCCAGGAAAAUUAGUCGCGACAUUUAAAUGAAUGUUUAAUGAGUAAAUGAAUGUUGCUACAAACAGAGAACAGAGAACAGAAAAACAAACAAACCGAAACAGAAACCGAAACAAAAAAAUUACAAGUUUAAAUAAACAACAAUAAUUGCAGUUAAGUGCAAAGAGUACAUACUUAUAUAUACUUAUGUAUGUACAUAAAUGUAUAAAUUAAGUUGAGAGUAUUAUUAUCGGACAUAUGUAAUAACAAUAAAAGCAAAAGCAAAAGCGACCCGUAUAUAGCAUGACACAGAGGUCAUCAUCAUGAUGACGUUGAGUAGGGAUGAUCAUGGUAUUUUGUUGCAAACAAAAUGAAAACGCAUUAUAAUGGAUUAUGAAGUUGUUUUUAAUAUUUAAGUGAGUGGCGCCAGCUGAGCGUUAAUAAGCAUUAGGAUUAACUAUAUAUAUGACAAAGGAAACAAACAAUAUAUAUAUACUAUAUAUGAGAACUUGUAUAAAUAAAAGCGGCAGAACAUUUAAAUAAAGUUUUUAG
Molecule: messenger RNA, 4688 nt
Organism: Drosophila sulfurigaster albostrigata
Lineage: Eukaryota; Metazoa; Arthropoda; Insecta; Diptera; Drosophilidae
Gene: dpr10
Product: zwei Ig domain protein zig-8
Exons: 8
Coding region: 1270-2505 (411 amino acids)
Biological process (GO): synapse organization
Cellular component (GO): neuron projection membrane
Source: RefSeq, a predicted model, not a curated record